CUCUGUUCUGCUCUGUUUUUCCCUUCCACUUUGAGUUUUUACUUCAUCUCUAACUCUUCAUCUCUCUCUGAUUGUCCAUCUAUUUUCCCGCGUUUUUUCCCAAAUGGUUUACACCCUUUUGUUAUUUUGUUGUAAACAAUCUUCUGUAUCAUCAUCUUCAUCUCUUUUCCAAUUCCGUUCUUUGCUUCUAGCCAUUACUUUUUUUGGUAUCUGUGCUGUUUGCCUGGCCUAAAACGUUACAAUUAGGAAAUGGGGGGAAAUUUUUCUUGCGAUUGCGACAAACCUUUACUUUCUUUUGUUGGGUAGCGAAGUAUAUAUAGGAAACUGACAAAGAGUUGCUUAAAUUCUUCGUAAUCGAUUGUGAAACAGCUUGAUCGCUCCCCGUGAAACUAUGGUUUCUGUGUUUUCGUGGAUUCCAAGCAAUAGGGAUUUAUUUUCCCUUUUAAGUCUUUCCUCUGUUUUUCUUCAUUUCUCGUCCGAAGUCAUACUUCUGGGAUUUCAGCAUUACUUAGUGAUGCUCGGAACUACUGUUGCACUCGCCACUAUAAUCGUUCCUUUGAUGGGUGGUGGAAAUGUGGAGAAGGCUGAAAUGAUAAACACUUUGUUGUUUGUUGCGGGAAUUAAUACUUUAUUACAAACUUGGUUUGGAACCCGGUUGCCUGUGGUGAUUGGUGGAUCACAUGCCUUCAUCAUCCCGGCUGUCUCGGUAGCUUUGUCUCGAAGAUUUAACUUCUACAUUGAUCCUCAUCAGAGGUUUAGAGAAUCAAUGAAGGCUCUUCAAGGAGCCUUGAUUGUUGCGUCUUUCCUGCCAAUGAUCAUUGGUUUUUUGGGACUCUGGAGGAUUGUUGCGAGGUUUCUUAGCCCUUUAUCUGCAGUUCCUCUCGUCACUCUCACCGGACUUGGUCUCUUUGCACUGGGUUUUCCUCAACUUGCUAACUGUGUUGAAAUCGGGCUUCCAGAGUUGGUCAUAGUGGUUUUAUUAUCUCAGUACGUUCCGCCCCUGAUGAAAGGCAGACGGGCCUUAUUUGAUCGAUUUGCAGUUAUUUUGUCAGUUGCAAUUGUUUGGGCAUAUGCAGAGAUAUUGACUGCAGCUGGUGCAUAUAAAAAUAAAGCUCCAAGUACUCAAUUUAGUUGCCGCACUGAUCGUUCUGGGCUCAUUAGUGCUGCCUCCUGGAUAAAGUUUCCUUAUCCAUUUCAAUGGGGGCGUCCUAGUUUUGAUGCUGGAGAUGUUUUUUCUAUGAUGGCUUCUGCCUUUGUUGCUAUCAUUGAGUCUACAGGAACAUUCAUUGCAGCUGCAAGAUAUGGGAGUGCCACACAUGUACCCCCAUCUGUACUCAGCCGUGGCGUCGGUUGGCUGGGGGUAGGGACUUUUUUGGAUGGUAUAUUUGGCGCUGGCGUUGGAUCCACUGCAUCAGUUGAAAAUGCAGGUUUGUUGGGUUUGACUCGAGUUGGAAGCCGGAGAGCUGUUCAAAUUUCUGCUGGGUUUAUGCUUUUCUUCUCUGUGCUGGGCAAAUUUGGUGCUGUCCUUGCUUCUGUUCCCUUAUCAUUAAUGGCAGCUUUGUACUGUGUCCUUUUUGCCUAUGUAGCUUCAGCUGGUCUUGGGUUCCUUCAGUUCUGCAACCUCAACAGCUUUCGGUCAAAGUUCGUACUCGGAUUUUCGCUGUUCUUGGGCCUCUCUGUGCCCCAGUACUUCAAUGAGUAUCUUUUCAUUUCUGGUCAUGGUCCUGUUCACACUAAAGCCAAAUGGUUCAACAACAUUGUGCAAGUGAUAUUUUCUUCCCCAGCAACUGUGGCUGCUGUGGUUGCUUUCUUCUUGGACAUAACAUUGAUGAGGAACCAUAGCUCAACUCGCCGAGACAGUGGGCGGCAUUGGUGGGAGAAGUUUUGGUCGUUCAAUCUCGAUACGAGAAGUGAAGAGUUCUACUCCCUUCCUUGGAACCUCAAUAGGUUCUUCCCCUCAUUUUAACUUCAAAAUCUUUGUUAUUAUAGCUGUGAACUUAAUUAAAGGGAUGGAAAAUAAAAAGAAAAAAGUAGAGAAAAUGUUUGACAUUGUUUUGAGUUAUAGCGUGUUCUUUGGACACUUGAAACUUUGAAAGAGUAGAAUAUGUUAAAAGUAUAUAUGUAUAGGAACAAUGAAUUGUGAUUUCCUUGCUAUUUGAGUGCUUUUUAAGGCUGUGACAUUAUAUUAUUAUACAAAUAAAAGUCCUUCACGGUUGAAUCUCCA
Molecule: messenger RNA, 2224 nt
Organism: Benincasa hispida (wax gourd)
Lineage: Eukaryota; Viridiplantae; Streptophyta; Magnoliopsida; Cucurbitales; Cucurbitaceae
Source: RefSeq, a predicted model, not a curated record